UUUGUACCUCUGUGGUGUGGGAAUGAUCGGCGCAGCUCACAGUAUCAGCAGUGAUUGAGCGCUGGAAGUGCGUGCAUCAUCCCAGCGCAGGGCACGGGAAGGAGGGGGUGCUGCUUUCUGCUGAAGUGCUGGCAGAUAGAAGGCGUACCCGUUCUCCUAAGUACAGGCUACCGUCCUUUAUCUGGCCAGCAGCAAGGAGCUCGUUGUGUGUCUGAACUUUUGACUGUAAUGAAGUACAGGAUAGAUUAAUCACAGGUAAUUUAAAGACCCUCUUUAAGAAGAUAGCAGUACUUUCCUAAGAAUGAAGGCAUGGGGUUGAAGGGCAAACCUUGUGUGACCGUGCUUUGUGUGUGACAGUGGCAUCCCAAGAGAAAUCAUCUAAAUGCCUAAAAUUAUUUACCCUGUAGCGUACUCUUCUGUCAGGCCUUUAUCAGUUACUCAAGAAAGUGAGAGGUUUUGAGACUUGGUCCCAAAAGAAUAUCAGAAACCCCAGCUGGGAGCAGCUAACUAAUCCUCUAUUGUUAUUGGUAAACUACUACUAGAACAUUAGCCAGAAUUGUAUUCCUGGAGCCCAGCUUGUGCUGUACGCAGUGCCCAGGGCAAGUCAUAAAGAGAUCGAACUGCAUUUAACCUCGUUAAAGCAAUCCAUCGAACUCUGUGUACUCUACCGAAAAGGAUCAUCACUCCAGAGCGCAUCAGUGUGGUCCAAAUUGCCCUCCUACACAAAACGCACCGGUUGUGUUCCGCCUGUCCUAGUGCUAAAUGGCGUGCUUCAUCUCGGCGCUGAUGCACGCAUCUUCCUCAGUGAUGCUGGCGCAGGAGGGAACUGGAGCUGCAAAGAUGACGAAACACGCUUCUGAUCAGGAGGCGUUUGGGGAAGGAGGGGGCAGCACCGUGGUGUCCAGUCUCGUUUCCAGGUCCAUGUAGCGGAGAUGUCAAGCAUCUCGAGCUUUGAAGAGCGUAAGCAGCCAGACCUACUUGCAGACCCAGCAGAUUUAUCCCAGCCAAAGUAUGUAUGAGACUGUAAGCUCAAUCAAAAGUUCUGGCAGUCUGACAUCCAUCCUCUAGCCGUGGACUUCAGUGAGCUUGCUGAGGAGCACGUACACAUCAAAUUCAUUAGUUUCUGGAAUGGGCAGUAACUUCUGGAGGGAAAAAUUACUGUUCGAUGCAACCUCAAGAUACGCCUGUGUCUCUGGAUGACAGAAAAUAAGAGAGAAAAGAGUAAGCCGGAGGGAGAAGAAAGUUUAUAGGAAAAAGGGCAGCUGAGAUCUGAGUGUCUUAGAAGCUGUCUCGUAUGACGGACGUUUUACUUAACCCUCCCUAAUACAAAUGUACGCCGCUCCCAAGGCAUGAUGGCAGAAGGGGGAGGCUGUUGCAUAGUGCAGGCUCCAGCAAGCACAGGAUAGCACUGAAGUGACCGUGAACGGAACGGUUCAUCUCUCUGUGCUUCGCUCACUGCUAAAUAGGAGUAAAUCUCUCUUCUCCACAGGGAUCAUAUUCUGGGGUUUGGAUUAAAGACAAUGAGUUUUCCUGUGAUUCCCAGCUGGAGAAUGACAGAAAAAAUGUUAACUUCCCCGGAGCUGGCAUUGACGCUGCGAUGGGUUGGUGUCCUACCGCUGCUGUCUGUGCAGAGCCUGAAGACACGCUCUCGGCUCACGCGGAGAGGCGCCAUUUCUGAAUUCCGUAAGAUACCUGGCUUUCAGGACUGAGGUCGGGACAGUGUGUUGCCUCCUUUAAUUACACUUUGAGAAUUAGUUUCAGAUCUGGAAGAACACAAGAAGAAGAACUGGUCAGCAUUUAUGUAUUGCUCUUACAUUGUACAAAGAUGACUCAGAAAGAAUCUUCUUUUUAUUAAAAAAAAAAAAAAAUAGUAGUAAAUAUUUGGUAGAGAAGAGCCAUCUGAAAGGCUCCUGUGUGUUGCUGCCAACCUUUUCAAAGAAGAGUUAAAUUCUGGAGUUUCAGCAUGUGAUUCCAGAAUACCCAGAUUAAUAUUUAUUCAGAAUGUAAAACCAUCCGCAUUAAAUGUGGGGCUGUCCCAGCUAAUGCUAACUGUGUGUUUACAAACGCCUGUCUACUUGAGGCACAGUGUUCUAGCCUUCCUGCGGCGAGGUGGGGUCGGUGAGCUGUCUGCCUUACGGCGUAUCUGCCGUAUGAGUUUCCAACCGCUUCAGCACACCUGCUGUACAAAAGACCGUGCUGAUAAAUGGCGAGUGCCACGCGCUCUCCAGUCUGUUGACACAGGGAUGACUCAGGGUUCUUGGGAAGCAUUUCAGUAACUCAUUUAGCUGAUUUAACCUUGCUACAUAGCGUCUUAAUUGUACAAAACUGUUUUAUAGGCCUGUUGUGUUUUACAGGGGUUAUCGGCCUUUGCAGAGCGUGCAGCAUCAACGGCCCUGUGCUUCCUGGCUCUAAUCUGGCACUGAGGACACGUUGGCAGAGGCGCUCCAGCACUGGGCACGCUUGUGCCCUGCUGUUGUUAGUGCGUUUCGUUGUAUCUCCCCUUCUAGUUUUGCACCGACUUAAUUAAAGCUGAUGCAGGAAAAGCUGCAAGUCGUUUAAUGACCAAAUAAGGUCUCCAUUCUCAUUAAUUAUCUGGUAUGCUUCUCCUGGAGCCAUGGAUGAAUACAACCGCUUUGUGGAUUGGGACAAAAUGGAUGUUACUGCCCAGAGCCAGGACGCGAAGGAGCUGACCUGCACAGAGUUCCAGGAGCUCAAACAGCUGGCCCGGCAGGGCUACUGGGCCAAGAACCACUCUCUGAGAGCCAAAGUGUACCACAAACUAAUCAGCAAUAUCCCAUGCCGCACAGUGACCCCAGAUGCAAACGUGUACCGGGACAUCGUUGUGAAGAUUGUUGGAAAACGUAGCAGUAGCUCCCUUCCGCUACCAGAGUUUGUGGAUAACAGCCUGGUCCCCACGUACUGCUUGAAUGCAGAAGGCAUCGGGGCAGUCAGGAAGAUUAUACUGUGCAUUGCGAAUCAGUUCCCGGACAUAUCGUUCUGCCCAGCGCUGCCUUCUGUGAUAGCUCUGCUCCUCCACUACAGCAAAGAUGAGGCAGAGUGCUUCGAACAGGUUUGUCGCAUCCUUGCUUGCAAUGACCCAUCCAAGCGGCUCAUUGAUCAGACGUUCUUAGCCUUUGAGUCCUCCUGCAUGACCUUUGGAGACCUGGUUAACAAGUACUGUCAGGCAGCACAUAAGCUGAUGGUGGCAGUGUCUGAGGAUGUGUUGGAGGUGUACUCCGACUGGCAGCGGUGGCUCUUCGGGGAGCUGCCUAUGGUGUACAUCGCUCGGGUCUUUGAUGUCUUUCUGGUGGAGGGCUACAAAGUUCUCUAUCGUGUUGCACUGGCUCUUCUGAAAUUUUUUCACAAAGUCAGAGCUGGGCAGCCCAUGGAGUCUGACAGCAUACAGCAGGACAUUCGAGCUUUUGUGAGAGACAUUGCCAAGUCGGUGUCUCCGGAGAGGCUUCUGGAAAAAGCCUUUGCUAUCCGCCUCUUCUCGCGGAAGGAGAUCCAGCUUCUGCAGAUGGCCAACGAGAAGGCUUUGCAGCAGAAGGGCAUCACAGUCAAACAGAAGAGUGUUGCAUCUCCCAAAAGGCAGAAUGUGCACUUAGCGGUUCAUGCUGAGAACUUCAAGUCUGAGAUUGUCAGUGUGAAAGAGAUGCGAGAUAUCUGGUCGUGGAUCCCAGAGCGAUUUGCACUUUGCCAGCCCCUCUUGCUUUUCACCACCUUGGAACAUGGCUGUAGUCUGAGCAGGUUCUAUUCGCACAGCGAGGGACACGAACCAACUCUUCUCCUCAUCAAGACCACAGCCAAAGAGGUCUGUGGCGCGUACCUGUCCACGGACUGGAGCGAGCGCAGGCGAGGGGGGAACAAGCUGAGUUUCUUUGGAACUGGGGAGUGCUUUGUAUUUAGGCUGCAGCCAGAAGUGGAACGCUACGAGUGGGUGAUCAUAAAACACCCAGAACUGGCCACAAUGGGUUCGGAGCCCGAAAAUCACGCCUCGCCAGCUUCCAGCACCCUCUCUUCCAGCAGGGCCCCAUCAGACCCCUCAGAUCGCCUUUCUCCCUUCUUGUCGGCUCGGCACUUCAACUUGCCUUCCAAAACAGCCUCCAUGUUCAUGGCUGGCAGCAGCGAAUCCAUCAUUAUAGGAGGUGGUGAUGGCCAGGCUCUCUACCUCGAUGCAGACCUGAACCACGGAAGAACCAGCCACUGCAAUACUUUCAAUAAUCAGCCCUUGUGCUCUGAAAGCUUCCAGAUCUCUGUCCUGGAGGUGUGGGGCUUCAGGGACACCAUGAGUGGUUGACGUGACUGUCAUUAAUCAACUAGUCUUUUGGUUGUCCUAGGAUUCCCGAGGCAAAUUCUAAUGCAGGAGCCAAGUUAGAACACAAUUUCUGCUGGGCUCAGUGUUCUUUAGUCGUUACAAAGUGGUGCACUUCAAUGCAGGGCUUAAUUGUUUACUCUUAAUUUUAUCCAAGACAGGUCAAGGCGAAGUAACGUAUCUGAUUAACUCCUUAGCUCUUUACCUCUAGAGAUCUGUAUUCAGGUCCCGUUAUCAGGUAAAAAUGGAAACGUAAUGAUUUCAAACCAUCCUAAAUGGGUAAAAAUCCAUAUCACAGUUUGCAGUUUGAUGCAGUUCCUCAGAGGCACAGCACUGGCUGAGGUGUCCUGUAGAGCUGUGUGCUGCUGGCACCAGCAUCUAGCUUGAGCCAAUAAUAUCAAAUGUCCGCUCACAGGGAACAUUGAUGACCUCAGAUUUGACAUAGAACAGUAGUUCAUAAAAUCAUUGCCCUGCUACAGCGGACAUCAUGCGGACAAAUCAGUACCACUUUCUAAGUUAGGAAAGCCCUCAAUUCACAGGAGAACUGUGAUUGCUACUUACCCUUCUCCUUGUACCUGAACCCUUGGCACAUUCCAGUUGCAUCUGUUUGAGGAGUCUGCCGCUGAGAAAGGCAUCCAGACUGGACAAUGAUAUCUCAAAGGCUUGAUUUUGUUUACAUUCCUAUUCCAUAUCAGUAUAAUGACUUCAAACUGACUCGUGGUUCAGGCAGCUGAAAGCAUAUAUGCAGUGCUCAGAAACUUCCCUUUCUUCAUCUUCCCUGGAAGCUGAAAUGGAGCUUUAAAUCUGAGAAUAACCAUGCUGAUAUCCCUUCGUGUUUGGGGAAUUAGACUUUGUGAUACAGAAGCUUAAUGCUCUCCCCACAAGUAGGUGAAGGGAGGUGGGAGGGACGUCUUCUGUGUGAUACGAUCCUGGGAGUGGAUGAGUUUCCCAGGAGAACUCUAGGUGACCCUGUUUCUCCAUAUCAUGCGUCUUCCCAGUGAUGAGAUCAUGAAAAGGUAAUGCUUUUUGCCAGCAGUGUUUUGGUGGGGUUUGGAUGGUGCAGAGAGGCUUUUGCUCAUUGCUGAGAACUCGUGAGGUUCUCUGCAAGCAUGCCUUGUGGCAUGUGACAUCUGGAGGCAAUGGCCCAGGGUCUUUAUCUAAAACUGCUGUAGAACUUCUCCCAUGUGAAACACAAGUACCUAAGCAUCAAUGGAUAGUCCAGAGCACACGACAGGGUGCUCUCAAAGCUUCAGUGGGUGAUUUCUUAGUAGGGAGAUUUACCCCAACAGGUAAAA
Molecule: messenger RNA, 5610 nt
Organism: Egretta garzetta (little egret)
Lineage: Eukaryota; Metazoa; Chordata; Aves; Pelecaniformes; Ardeidae
Gene: TBC1D24
Product: TBC1 domain family member 24
Exons: 9
Coding region: 2615-4300 (561 amino acids)
Source: RefSeq, a predicted model, not a curated record